AUGGAACCAGCUUGGAUUCUAGCUACUCUUACAGCUGCUGGAGGUACUUUCGGGUACGCUCGUAAACGCUCGAUCCCCUCGCUUGCAGCAGGGUUGAUUAUCGGAGGUACGUUUGCGUAUUCCGGAUACAUAGCAAAAGAAAAUGAUGCCAAGAGCUCAGCAAUUGCGCUCAGUGCGAGUGCGGUGAUGCUCACGGCAGGGCUUUUGCGCGGAAUUCCAUCCCGAUUCGCUAAACCCGUUCCGAUUGUGCUAAGUGUAUUAGGUGCAGUAGGUGUCGCAUAUUACGGGUUUCGUGUAAGUAGACAUGAUUUCAUUUAA
This is a messenger RNA of Eremothecium sinecaudum, 318 nucleotides long. RefSeq names its product Tmh11p (gene TMH11). The record is from RefSeq and is a predicted model, not a curated record. The transcript has a single exon. NCBI's taxonomy places the organism in Eukaryota, Fungi, Ascomycota, Saccharomycetes, Saccharomycetales, Saccharomycetaceae. Bases 1 to 318 code for a protein of 105 amino acids. Gene Ontology annotation, cellular component: membrane.